UGAUGUUUUCUCAUGCUCCUGUGGUGUCAUGGUGCUCCCAGCCUGACUGCUUUGGAGCCCAGCACAGGCAAACAUCCUGGCAAGAGCUGUACCUGCUCUUCUUUCUAUCUUCCACGGUGGGAUGGGGCCUCAUUAGGGAAGCUGCAGCCUUGAGAAAAUAGGCAAGAGGAGGCAUGCUUUGAGGAGCAUGGCCUACAGACCGGAGAAAACAUCAAAGAAAACCCAAGAACUUUGAGCCUUCUGGCAAGGAGCUGGAACUAAGUGUUCUGAUGACAGCAGAAAGGAGGAAACCAGACAGCAAUGUCUCUAUCCUCCCACCCAUCCAACCCCCUCAGCACAGCGGCUCCUCAAACUCAGGAAACACUCCCUCCUCCCAGACUGGUCUUUGUCCAGAGAGCCCUUUAGUUCCUUCUCACCUUUGGGCAGCCUUUGGCCUCAGGCAAGAAGAAUUCCUGCUCCUGCCCCGCUGGUCUUCCAGCUCCUGUCCUUUCUCCAGAGCAGUCAGAGAAUAGUAGUUCAGCCUGUUCCUUCUGUCUGCUUUGCAAUUUUUACCAGAAAGUUUGACCAGAGCCAGAGAUAAUCUGGAAGAGUUGCUCACCCAAGGACUGGUUGGACUUCUUAUUCUGUAAGUGUUACAGUUCACAGACUGGGUGAAGCUGAGGCCCCGGGGUGGACGAAAGGAGUUGGGGGAGUGGCUGAAGGUGACCGACCAGCUGGGUGAACUUGGCAGGAGGAAUGGCACCAUCUGUGGCUCGGCUUGUGUUUCUCCAGUUUGUUCUAGGACCAGCUCUGGUUGAAGACAUCAAGGUGCAGAUCGCUGUCAGGAACUUCCACCUGUUACACAUCGACUAUCCCCGGGUUAGCUACCCAAAGGGCUUCCGGGGCUAUUGUAAUGGUCUCAUGGCCUAUGUGCGGGGCAGAAAAUGGAGUUGGUAUUGCCCCCAAAUUCAUUACAUGGUGCAUGCCCCCUGGAGAGAAAUCAAUGGGUUCUGCAAGUACAGUGACAGCUUCUGUGAGAAUUACAAUGAAUACUGCACACUCACAAAGGAUGCCAUCCCUGUCACGAUCUGCUCUCUGGUCUCUAGACAACCGCCCACGAGCUGCCACUAUAAUGACACCCUAACCAACCAAAGGCUCUACCUGCUCUGUUCUGGGAAGAUUGAUGCUGAACCGAUAGGCAUCAUUGGCCUCUACUAGGAAAGGAAGGUUUUCUUUCUGAACCACCCCCUACUGCCACUGCACACAAGCCUGACCCUACUCCCUAACUUCUGAUCCCUGGUAUAAGGCUUCCUUCCUGACUUCACAGACAGGCAGGAUCCCCUCCCAAGAGACAAGGAAGGUAGGACAAAUGUCUUGAGCUUCAGUCACCAUGCAAAGUUAUACAGCCUUGUAGCCUCUUUCCAACUUGUUUACCUCCUUUCUUCCCCUACCAUCCUCCCUCUCCCACAGACAGUCUUACCCACCCAAGAAGCUGACUGUGUCCAGUUGGCAGUGACUAUCCAUCCACUGGGCCAGAUCCUGAAUCCUGGAUGGAGGCCCAGAGCCUCAGCUCACACCAUGGCAACAGGCACCCAGCUCCAUGUCUCAACUUCCCAUCCCCACCAGCCUUCUCUUCUUAGCUUUCCCCAUCUCCCUUGGGACUCUCCACUCACUCACCUACACAGUAGGUACCUCUAGCUUCAGGGACCUCCCUGAGACCCUUAGACUCAUUCUAGCCUCACUUCUUCAGAAACCCUCUUAGUUCCCAGUCUGUUCCUCUCUGUGAAAUCAUUGAUUUUCUCUCCUCAUCACCUGUUCUUUCCUUUCUCCUCUACCACAGAGCCCAGGGUAGUCUCUCUCUGACAUUCCCAACCUCCUAUAGUCACCCUGUCUUCCUUUCUCUGACCCUUUUUCCUUCCACCCUUCUCACUGUGACUCACUGGAGUUUCAAAUUACCUUCUCUGACCUGUUCUCCCCAAGAUUACCGCAUCCCUUUCCUUCCAAAAGCUUCUCCUGAUACAUCUCCCCACCAAAUCCAAGAUCUGCCGCUGACAGGACAGAGCUGAGGUGAGCCUGGCUGUAGUCAUGGGAGGUUUUAAAACCACAUCUGAGUAAUGUAAGACAUAACCAUUGGGUGAAACUGGGGUAAAGGAGGGGUGCCUUGGUGGCUCAGUCAUUAAGCAUCUGCC
Molecule: messenger RNA, 2168 nt
Organism: Lontra canadensis (Northern American river otter)
Lineage: Eukaryota; Metazoa; Chordata; Mammalia; Carnivora; Mustelidae
Gene: RNASE13
Product: ribonuclease A family member 13 (inactive)
Exons: 5
Coding region: 736-1197 (153 amino acids)
Molecular function (GO): nucleic acid binding
Source: RefSeq, a predicted model, not a curated record